Molecule: messenger RNA, 3406 nt
Organism: Aspergillus calidoustus
Lineage: Eukaryota; Fungi; Ascomycota; Eurotiomycetes; Eurotiales; Aspergillaceae
Source: the annotation of a GenBank genome assembly
GCUCGCACAAGGGCCUGUCUGGCACUGUCUGCUUUGGGGUAUAAAUAUCGCGGCCCUGCUUACUGCUACUCGAUCUGCUAGGGCCUCUGAGACAUCUUAGGUACUUUUACACCAAGCAUGGUGGGCUGCCGUACCUUGUGUGGCAGCUUGUAGAAGGAUGUUCUGUCGCAUUCGGCUGGUUGUAUAGCUCUUUUUGUCGAGAAACUGGAAUGGACUUGGACAGGGCCUAGCGGAUAUGCACCUUGGGAUUGGCAUCCAUUGUGAGAUAGUGCACACCCAGCUAGGCCCCUUGGCGAUAAGAAACAAUUUACUUAUCUGACUCCUUCGCCCUUGUCUUCCAUCAGUCGAUCCGUGCUCGCAUACCAUAAUGAUUCUGAAACGCCAUUAUUCUGAAGUGCGACAGAGCCCCAUUAGUCGAAAUGGGUGCAACCAAUCCAGACUUCAUUCGUCAGUAGAUUCGAUACGUGGUGUACUGUUCCUGUUCGACAGUCACUGGUCCUCAAUCUGAGCCCAUUUCCUUCGCCAUCAUUUAGCUCCCUGCUUGCACUAUGCAUCCGGCCUCCGGCUGCUGCUGUGGAGGACGACUUUAGCCAAAGUAAAGAUUCUAAGAAAUAAGUUUGGGGGUAAACGGGCGUCGUGAGAUCUUCUCUUGCCUGCAGACACACCCUCUCCCCUGAGAUUUUGCACCCAGAUCGACAAUGCUCCUUCUCAAGUCCGUCGUCGCCAUCUUCCUCCUCUCCGCGGCCGAGAGUACGCCCACGAUAACAACCCGAGCAUGCACAAUCGUCGCACCCUCAACCAUCGACGUCUUCCGCACCUCAGCCUCUGACAACCCCUUCAUCGGGCUGGCAAGUUACCCCUCAGCUGCCCAGACCGCUCCAUCGGCGGUGCACAAAAGCCCGCGCUGACAUUCGGUAUCCCAAUUGUCUCUCUCUCCAGUUGUACUCGGUAAGGCCAGAUUUUCAGGCUCGAUAAUGACGGACAAAUCGCGACGGACGAUUAGCAGGCACAUAUCUGGACGACGCUGCCCUGGACGCUCGCGACACUCCGACUUAGAAUAGGCUGCCGCGGCGGGAUCAAUUUGAUUGGACCUUUUCGCUUUACGACGCGGAAGGCCGAGGCGGGGUUCCAGACUGUUCAGCAACACAUGUUCAACCACAAUGAGUUACUUCGUCGAGCUGAGUCGGUCCCAGGGGGAGGGAAGCGUCGGCUUCUCCGAAUCGCCGAGCGGUGUAAACCCGCGUGGUUUCCAUGGUGCACAAAUGUUGAUAAUAGUUCCAUGGACAUCGCUAUCCCAUGGGAUGAUAAGCACCCCUCUGACUGUACUCGGCUGGAGGUGGAUCGCGAGUCAAUAUCUCUAAUUGGGGGGUUGCGCAAAACAUCCGCUAGCACCACGAAUUGGACAAAGAUCAUUGGAAAAGACGAGUGAAACAGCCGCACCUGGACAAGUUAAAUAUCCGUAAUCAACGUCUCAUCAAGAACACAGCGAAUGAGCGCUGUCUGAUUGCUGUGAUUCCUGAUAAUUCGGGCACAUAAGCCCGGCGGUAGCCGCGGCGUGACGUACUCGAUUCGCCCGAGGGUAGCCGCGCCUUCCCAUUUAAAUACCUCCGGUCUUUGAGGAGAAUGAGGGGUUGAGGACCGGGUAUUUAUGAGUAAUUGCUGAAGAAUAGUUGCAAGAAUCAUGCUGCAGAAUCUUAUACCGGGCUCCUGGUCGACCGGGCUGCUUGUGGCGAGUUUGAUCGCUCCACUCAUCUGGACCGUCUACGCCAAGUUCCUGCACCCGCUCGCCAAAGUUCCCGGACCAUUCCUCGCCUCCGUAUCACCCUUUGUCCAACUCUACCACGGCCUCAAGGGCGACCGCCACCUCUGGAUCUACAACCUGCACCAGCGCUACGGGCCACACGUGCGUCUGGCCCCGAACUUUGUCUCGGUUAACACAGUCGAGGGCCUGCACAAGAUCUACGGGCACGGCAACCGCUUCCGCAAGGCCGACUUUUACAAUGCGUUCCCGGCCAUUGCGGGCGUCUACAACACGCACAAUGCCAUUGACAAGUUGGUCCACGGACGGAAACGUCGCGUGCUGAGCCAAGCUUUCUCGGAUAAUGCGCUGAAGGGAAUGGAAGACGUUAUGCUUCUUCAUGUGCGGCAGCUGUGUGCGAUUCUGGGCCGGGACCGGCCAGGCUCGAAGCCGGUGGAUGCGAAGGAUGGUAGUAGCGGCACGUUCAACAUGGCGAAUUGGUUCGGGUACCUGACGUACGAUGUCAUGGGCGAGCUGUGCUUUGGGAAGAGCUUCGAUAUGCUUAUUGAUGGGGCGAAGCGGCGCAUGGUGCAUCUUGUUGAUCGCGCGGCGUACAGACACUACGUUUGCGGCCUCUGGAUGCCCCUGCACCGGUGGCACCUCGACCAAAUCUUCAUCCGGCGCCUUACAACCGACCGCUGGAACUUCAUCAUGGAGUCGCGGCAGGAAGCGAACCAGCGCGCAAAGGAGCGCACGGCAAUCGGGCAGGACGCGAAAAAGGACUUCUUCUACUACCUGCUCAAUGCACGGGAUCCGGAAACUGGAAAAGGUCUGGCGACGCAGGAGCUCUGGGGAGAGGCGAAUGUACUCAUGAUCGCGGGCAGCGAUACAACCUCGACGAGUCUGGCCGCGGCGAUCUUCUACCUCGUUCGGAACCCGAGUGCGUUGGAGAAAUUGAAGAAUGAAAUCCGGAGUCAUUUCAACGAUGUCGAGGAGAUUGUCACGGGCGCCGAGCUCAACCAGUUGACGUAUCUCAAAGCGUGCAUUGAUGAGGCGAUGCGUCUUGCGCCGGCUGUCCCGGGCUCGAUUCCACGCGAGGCGUCGGAUCCCGUCGUUACGGUUGAUGGACUCACGCUUCCCGAAGGAACAGGCUGCGGUACGCCCCCGUACACAAUCCAUCGCACACCAGCCUACUACCGCGAGCCCCUGGCCUAUCUCCCCGAGCGCUGGAUCGAAGGGUCAGUAUGCAAGACCGCGGAAUCAGCCUGGACAGUCUCAAAAGAAGAAGUCGAGCUUGCGCGAAAGGCCUUUUGCCCGUUUAGCAUUGGCCCGCGCGGAUGCAUUGGGAAGAGCAUGGCGUUGAUGGAGAUGCGGUUGACACUGGCUCGAGUGCUGUACCUGUUUGAUUUCCAGCUCGCGGAUUCGACUGGGGAGGACGAGACGGGACACUUUAAGAUGGUGGAUCAUUUUGUGGUUUCGAAGUCGGGGCCCAAUGUUAUCGUAAGGAAGAGGCAGUGAAUGUCAUUUUUAGCUAUGCUUGCAACGCAAUGAUUGAUGACCACUCGCAGUUCAGGCUACGGCGCCGCUCAUUGAACUCGUUCGUAUGGUAGAAGCGGGGUAGGAACCAAGACGCAAUAUCUGCAUCUAUCUCGUAUAUUUGUGGCGGGG